CUCCUCACAAGUCUUGUUAUUCAAUACCCUCUUUCUCUCACAGAUGCAGAACCCAUAGGGAUCCAGCACAUCAGCUUUGCCGUCUUUCUCAAGCUGAACUCAAAAUCGUCCUUGCUUGCAAAGGAUAUGUAAACUGGUAUGAAACAUGGAACCCGCUGGAGCUGUUUCUCGAGUGUCGUUCUCAGUUUUCCUAGUCCCACCAUCUACCUAGGUUUACCUGAGGCUAGGGUUCUUUAAAUUUUCAAACUACUCUCUCAAAAUAUGUUUCCUUCAAAUAGCAAUGGUAACAAUGACCCAAUCGUUUAUAUCGACCAUUCGAUUCUCAACAGGCAUUUUUGUACUGAUGGUACCACCCCUUAUAUCAAACCAGAUGAUCUCCCUCUUUCUUUUUUUCAUUUCCCUUCUCCUUGUUAUAGUCAAUGGGAGCUAGAGCUCGAAGACCAUGAUGUUUUUGUGAGCCAACACCGUGAUGACGAUGAGCAGUUUCUUCUUCAGAAAAAUUUGGUGACUGAGAAUUCAGUCUCGGAGACUAUUAUCAACAUGCCUGAAGGUUGUGGUAAUAAUACGACCGAUCAUCGCCUGCAGCAGAUGCCGAGGAGGGGAUCAAAGACGGAUCGGCACAGUAAGAUUAACACGGCGAAUGGACCGAGAGAUCGAAGGAUGAGAUUGUCUCUCGAUGUUGCUCGAGAGUUCUUUGGACUUCAAGAUAUGUUGGGGUAUGAUAAGGCCAGUAGGACCAUUGAAUGGUUGCUCAUACAGUCAAAGCCCCAAAUCCAGAAGCUAAUCAAUAACAACAGCUUCAGCUUUGUGGCUUCAAAGAGUUCAUCUUCGACUUCCGAGGCCGAAGUGGUGUCCGGAAUCGACGACAACGCUGCCAUUGAAGGAAGCAUCUCUGAGGGGAAACAUUUUAAAAAAGAGAAAAAGGAAGGACGACAACGUAGAACCAGUUUCCGCCCCCUGGCAAGGGAUUCGAGAGAAAAGGCAAGAGAAAGGGCAAGGGCAAGGACAAAAGCAAAGAGCAUGUCGUCUCCAAGGUACAAUAAUCUGAACAAGUUCGGUUCUUGGAGUUACUUAGAGACUGGAAAAGAAUAUGGGGUUCAAGUUCACAACAGGAAUAGUCCUUUCUCGCAGGCCGACAACACAAAGACUCAUGGGGAUCAGAUGAUUGAUGAAUCCUUGGCAAUUAUGAAUAAGUGGUGGCCGGAUUCGAUUUUCAAUUGUCUACAAAACACUGGAAUUAACCAAGAGAAGCACCAGCUCACACGCCCAGUCCUUUGGCAAACCAUGGGAGGCCUGGAACAAUAAAAAUCUAUAAACAAACGUGGGUUUUUCUAUUUUAUUUCGAUCUAUGAACAAUAAAUAUUAGAGGCAUACUAUGUAUUGCUUGC
Messenger RNA from Hibiscus syriacus, 1388 nucleotides. Its product is annotated as transcription factor TCP18-like. The transcript has 3 exons. Gene Ontology annotation, cellular component: nucleus. The coding region runs from base 262 to 1305 and encodes 347 amino acids. Gene Ontology annotation, biological process: regulation of secondary shoot formation. Lineage: Eukaryota; Viridiplantae; Streptophyta; Magnoliopsida; Malvales; Malvaceae. Gene Ontology annotation, molecular function: sequence-specific DNA binding; DNA-binding transcription factor activity. The record is from RefSeq and is a predicted model, not a curated record.